Messenger RNA from Thyridium curvatum, 1908 nucleotides. RefSeq lists its product as uncharacterized. The coding region runs from base 1 to 1908 and encodes 635 amino acids. Lineage: Eukaryota; Fungi; Ascomycota; Sordariomycetes; Thyridiales; Thyridiaceae. The record is from RefSeq and is a predicted model, not a curated record. Gene Ontology annotation, molecular function: protein binding. The transcript has 3 exons.
AUGGCUACAAACUUCCACAUCGGCCAGCGCCUGUCCUUUGACUCGUCGCUCUGCACCGUGCGCUACGUCGGCGAAGUCGCCGGCACGACGGGCGCCUGGAUCGGCGUCGAGUGGGACAAUGCCUCGCGCGGCAAGCACGCCGGCGUGCACAAGGGCGUGCGAUACCUGACAUUGACGCCCCCGCAUGAAGGCAAGAACAAGUCCCCCACGGCCGCCUCGUUCGUGCGCGCCACGCGCCGCCCGGACUGGCCGCGGUCCUUCGUCUCGGCCGUCCAGGACAAGUACGCCUCCGAGGUCGGCGCCGACGGCAGCGUCUCGGCCGGCGUGGGCGCCAGGGCCAUCGUCUUCUCGGGCAAGGUCGCCGAGGAGGUCGGCUUCGACAAGGUGCGGCGGCAGCUCGCGCGCCUCGACGAGCUCAAGGUCGUCAUCCUCGACGGCAUGCUCAUCGACUCGGCCGGAGGCGGCGACGAGGCGGCGGGAGAGAAGUCCAUCGCCGAGACGUGCCCGCGCAUCACCGAGCUCGACAUCAGCCGGAACCUGUUUGAGCGGCUCGCGACGGUCGUGGAGAUUUGCGCGCAGCUGAAGGACUUGAAGGGCUUGCGGCUCAAUGGGAAUCGCUUUACGGAUAUAGUGGGAGACGAAGUACUCAACACUGCGCAGUCCAUCUUUGCCGGCGUCAGGGAGCUCGCCCUCGAGGAAACGCUCCUGACGUGGGAGGAGAUCUGCCACGUCGCCUCCAAGUUCCCGGCGCUCACGUCGCUGCAGGUCGGCACGAACCAGCUGUCCUCUCUCUCCGAGACGGCUAGUCUCCAACUCCCAGCGACACUCACAACCCUGAACCUAGAAUACAAUGACUUCACGGCCCUGUCCGACCUGGCGGGCCUCACUGUCCUCAAGAACCUCCGCAACCUGCACCUCAAGGGCUGCAACACCACCUCCGUCGCCUCCUCCCCCUCCAUCCAGGCCCCAGUCUUCCCUAGUACCAUACAGUACCUCGACAUAUCCUACAACCAAGUCUCGUCCUGGCCCCUAGUCGACGCCCUCCCGCACUCCUUCCCGGGCCUCUCCUCCCUCCGCCUCUCCCACAACCCCAUCUACGAGAAUCCGGGCCUGGACUCUGACCCAGACUCCUCACGCACCAGCGCAGCAGCAGGAGGUAGCGGCGGUAGCGCCACCGUCACAGAGGAGGCCUACAUGAUCGCCGUCGCUCGCCUCGCCCCGCUGCGCGCCCUCAACUUCAGCGCCGUCACGCCCGACGACCGCACCAACGCCGAGAUGUUCUACCUGUCGCGCAUAGCGCAGCAGAUGGCCGCCGUGCCCGAGGGCGCCGAGGCCUCGGUCGCGGCCCGGCACCCGCGCUACGCCGAGCUGUGCGAUCUCUACGGCGAGCCGGCCGUCGUGCGCGCGUCCGAUGUCAACCCCAAUUUCCUCGAGGCGCGGCUCGUCAACGUGCGCUUUGUCACCUCCGCCGCAGGAGCAGCAUCGGGGGGGUCUGGAGCAGGGGGGGGAGGAGGAGGAGGAGAAGGAGGAAAGGGAGAAGAAAAGACGGCGCAGAUACCAAAGUCGCUCGACGUCUACGCCGUCAAGGGCAUCGCGGCGCGCAUGUUUGGCCUGUCGCCCCUGCGGCUGGGCCUGGUCUGGGAGACGGGCGAGUGGGACCCCGUGGCGGACUACGACUACGUGCCCGAGGAGGACGAGGACAGCAGCGAAGGCGAGGAGGCCGAGGCGGCGAUGGAGAAGAGGCAGGCCCUGAGCGGCGGCGGCGUCGGGGCGGUAGACGAGGAGAAGAUGAUGGCUAGGAAGGGCGGGCGGUGGGUCAAGCGCGAGGUCGAACUCAAGGACAGCCCGCGGCAGUUUGGGUUCUGUGUCGAUGGCCUCGACGUGCGGAUCCGGGUGGAGGCGCGGUGA